Messenger RNA from Carassius auratus (goldfish), 792 nucleotides. RefSeq names its product natural killer cell receptor 2B4-like. The record is from RefSeq and is a predicted model, not a curated record. The transcript has 4 exons. Bases 1 to 792 code for a protein of 263 amino acids. Lineage: Eukaryota; Metazoa; Chordata; Actinopteri; Cypriniformes; Cyprinidae.
AUGGAAGACAUUGCAGAGAGAGGAAGAGGAAGAGGAAGAGGUGUGUUUGGUGACUCAGUGUCAGUGAUGGAGGGAGAUUCUUUCACUCUAAACUCUGAUCUUACUGAAAUUCAUGAAGACAAUGACAUGCUGCUGUGGAAAUUUGGAUUAGAAAACUCUCUCAUAGCUAAAAUCAGCAGAGCGAAACAAAUCUUCUCUACAUCUGAUGGUCCUGAAGAGAAAUUCAGAGACAGACUGAAGCUGGAUAAUCAAACUGGAUCUCUGACCAUCACAAACAUCACAACUGAACUUGAUGGACACUAUGAGCUAGAGAUAGAUGGACCUAUGUGGUGGUCAACAAAAACAUUCAGUGUUACUGUCUACGCUCGCCUGCCUGUUCCUGUCAUUAUCAGAGAUUAUUCACAAAAUCUUUCAUCCUCAUCAUCUUCAUCACAGCAGAAUUGUUCAUUGUUGUGUUCAGUGGUGAAUGUGGGUCAUGUGACUCUCUCCUGGUACAAAGGAAACAGUUUAUUGUCCAGCAUCAGUGUGUCUGAUCUCAGCAUCAGUCUCUCUCUACCUCUGGAGGUGGAAUAUCAGGAGAAAAACAGCUACAGCUGUGUGAUCAACAAUCCUAUCAGCAAGCAGAUGAAACAUCUCAACAUCACUCAACUCUGUCAGAUUCACUCAGAUCAGGGCCUACCCUUGUUUUACAUUCUGCUGAUUUCUGGUGCUGGAUCUCUGUUGAUUGUAGCUGCAGUCGUGAUGUGCUGCAUCUGCUGGAAAUGUAGAAAAAGAAGUAAGGAAUUUGUCUAA